UGUUAGCUUGUUAGCCGCAGCCUCCAGCAGCAGCCUGUUGAGCGGAGGCGGCAGUUGGUCUCGCGAAGAGCCGAGACACGUUUGACUGACUGGAAGAAGAGUCAGUCUGCUCACAACAACUAAACUAACUUCUUUACUGCUUAGUUAGUUUGUUGUCUCCGUCCGGAAGCUGCAGCGACGUGUGCAGCAGAGUGACAGCCGAAGAUGAGGCGCUGCUGUCGGCGGUGAGCUGCGGGUUCUGUUGAGUCCUGUAGAACUUUCUAUUCAUCACUGAAGCGCCAAGGUGCAUGAUGGGAUCUUUCCGGCGUCCCAGGCCUCGGUUUAUGAGCUCUCCGGUUCUGUCGGACCUCGCCCGGUUCCACGCCAGCUCCCCUUCACUGCAGCUCUCCAACACCAGCGUGUGGAACAGUGUCCAGUCAGCUGUGAUCAAGGUGUUUCAGGGUGGAGCGCUGCAGACUAACGAGCUGUUCACGCUCAACGAGAGCAUCAGGUGGCUCCUCAAGACGGAGAUGGGCUCCUUCAUCACGGACUACUUCCAGGUAUUUCUGUCUCUUUAUUAUUUCCUGUUUGUAAGAAAGACGACUUCCUGUAACGAGCAGCUCGCCGUCCUCGCCGACAUGUGGGACAGAUUCUUUGCAGAGAUCCUUCCAAGCCUGCAGGCCAUCUUCUACCCCGUCCAGGGUCAGGAGCUGACGGUGAGGCAGAUGGCUCUGUUGGCCUUUAGAGACCUCGUGCUGCUGAAGCUCCACCUGGAGGAAACUCUGAGAGCUGCAGCCUGCGUCCCCCCACCUGUCACACAGAUGCUGUUGGUGCUGCAGGGGAUCCACGACGCCGGCGCUCCCAGUUUGGAGUAUUACCAGUUGGAGCGUCUGGUGGAGAUCGUCGUGUCUCCGUACCUCAGUAACGUCCUGCACAACAGGAACCAGCUGCUGUUAGGUGAGUGGUGGAGGUGA
This is a messenger RNA of Cottoperca gobio, 953 nucleotides long. RefSeq names its product proline-rich protein 5-like. Lineage: Eukaryota; Metazoa; Chordata; Actinopteri; Perciformes; Bovichtidae. Gene Ontology annotation, cellular component: TORC2 complex. Gene Ontology annotation, biological process: TORC2 signaling. The record is from RefSeq and is a predicted model, not a curated record.